GUAACAUGUAUCUAUUAGCAGGAAUGUGGAACUUGCAAAACUCUAACCAUAACCCUGAAAUUCGUCUCACCACCUUCCUUCCACUCCCCCAUGUUCCCAAGUUAGCUCACUGCUCACCCUAUAAUCAACGAAAAGGUCCAAACUUUUUUCUUUUUUCUGGGUACCAAAGCUAUGAACUUUGAUUGGUGUUCUUUCGGAUUUUCCCGCCCAAAUAGGGGCAGUAUGGUAAGUGGACCAGUGGAGAAGGUGAGUCUCUUUGGAUAAUCACGAACAAACGACCAUUACCCCCCACUAACUGUAAAACACAGAGCAAAACCGCCAUGUCUGUCUCUCUCUCUCUCUCUCUCCCGAUUGGUAACCGUUUCUCUCUCUAUCAAACAAACUGCAACUGAUAAUCUCCGAGUUUCCUUCUUCUCCCCCACCACUACAUAAGCAAAGCUUCCCCCUUUCUUCCAAUUUUUUUCGCCCUUCUCCACUUCAUGAUUACACCUCUGUUUUUUUCCUGCCUUCCCCUGUCUUUCCCAGAUCGAUUCGAGAUAAUGACCAACCAGAACAACGCGAAUUCUAACCCCAUCUUCCCUUCUUCUUCGUCGUCUCCUCCUCCCCCUCUUCCUCAGCCGCAGAUUUCGUCUCUCCCGAACCCGAACCACCAUCGGAAGAAGCGAACCAAGUUGAACAAGAUUCUGCUCGAACCCAAUCCAAUUCCCCCGCCAAUUUUCGCGAAUCCGUUUGGUUCCCCUCUUACUCCUUCCCCUGCAUCUGCUUCUUCUUCCUCUUUGUUGCAUACCCACAAUGCCGCGGAGUCGGUGGCAAGUGGGAGUGUCAGGAAGAACAAGGCGGGCAGCAGCGGUGGAGGGAAAAAGGCGGACCCGUCAGCGCCGAAGGACAAGCCGUGUACAGAGUGCGGGAAGAAGUUCUCGUCUUGGAAGGCUCUUUUCGGUCACAUGAGGUGUCACCCUGAGAGGGAAUGGCGCGGGAUUAACCCUCCCCCUAAUCACCGCCGCCGCCCUACGCCGCAGACUCCCCUGAUGAUUUUCUCUCCCUCGCCGCCGCCGCCGCUGCCGCAGACCCACAUUGGAGGGCCGCGUGGGGACCCACAGGAGAUGAUAACGAUGACCGCAGCGGAUCACGAGGUGGCUGAUUGCUUACUCUUCCUGGCCAAUUUCACCGCCGCCGUCGCCGUCACCGCUUGCAGUCACCAAUCCCCUGUUUCAGGAGAGCAAAAUUGGGGAAACAGAGUAGCAGCCGCUGUGGAAGGAGACGAAUUUGGCGGCGCAAUUGUGCCUUUCCACCGUCAAAAACAAGAAGAAGGAGAGGAUUCGGGUCGGUUCGAGUGUUCAAGUUGCAAGAAGGUGUUUGGGUCACACCAGGCGCUUGGAGGGCACCGCGCCAGCCACAAGAACGUCAAGGGCUGCUUCCAGAACGACACAAUUGUCCCCGCAGCAGACGAUUUUAGGCAGAACAGUUCAUUAGCCGAAAUUUGUGGUGAUGCACAUUCGGCGGCGGUUGUGAUGGCGGGAGUCGACGGCGGAGGUUCCGUCCCCGGCUAUCACAAAUGCAGCAUUUGCCUAAGGGUUUUCCCGAGCGGGCAGGCGCUCGGCGGGCACAAGAGAUGUCAUUGGGACAAUCAGAGAGGUAUUCAACAGCAGCAGCAGCAGCAAAGGUCGCAAUCUUCGUCGUCGAUGUUGAUGGUGGACCUGAAUUUGCCGGCGCCGGUGCCAGCACCGGCUGUGAUUCCCCCGCCGAAGGAUGAAGAGCAUGAAUGCUCUUCGCCCCCAACUCUGGACUUAAGGUUGGGCCUUUGAUUUUGGGCCUUCAUUUUAGGGCCUAUUUUUUCAUGUGUGGAUUGUGAUCACUAAUCAUGUUUAGUUUAGACAAUUAGAAGAUUGUGUUAGUGUUGCGUGUAUAUUUUUUUGUUCAUAUAAUAGUGUGAUUAGUGAGACUGUAAAGCCAAUUGCGCCCUUAUUUGAGAGGCGGAUUAGGUUAGUGUGAUUGUAGAAGAAGAUUAUAUAGGUGUAGUUUAGUAGAAAGGAAAAGAGUGUUUUCAUAUAUAGUCAAGUUUGUGAUAUAGACAUUCUUGUGUUAAUAAAUAGUGAAGUGAUUUUUUUUUUUACCCUCAAAUGGUUGUUUGUUUGUGAUGAAUGUUGGUGAUAAUUAUAAGAGUGUGAUUAUGUAAAUGUUGUAAGCUUACUUGCCCGCCAGGAAGCAACCGCUAUGAUCAGAUUUCUAUCCUAGUUUCUCUAUAUUGAUGUUUCGUCCUGUCGUUUAUCAAAUGUUAUAUGCUUAGUUCCAUUAUCUAAAAUAAAAUGUUAUAUGCUUAGUUAGUCGAGUUUAAAACAAAGGAUUAUAUGUAUAAUUCAAUUGAAAGGUUAACUAAUUGGCAGGUUCCAAGCAUCAAGUUUUCAUGACUUAUAAUUUAGUUGUACUAAUUGAUGAUCCACCUCUUCUUUCACUCUAUCAUUUAUCAUGAUGUUAUGAGCUUUAGUUGGUUUGGCUUUGUGAAACUCUAAUUGGAAUAUUAAGUAUUAGCUACCAUCAAAUCCUAGUUGCAGUGAUUGAUGUUUGGUAAUGGUGGGUGUGAGGGCCUGGGCAUUACAAUUAGUCGAAGGGCGUAAGCACUUACGAACUCUUGAUUAACAUAUAAUUACAAUUAAGCUGCAAAUGGGGGGAAAAGAAAGAGGUUAGCUUAGCUCGAUAUUCUUGAAUGUUUCCUUGGAAGGAGCAGUGACCCAAUUUCAGCCAAUGAUCAUCACAGCCGUUUCUCUAUUGCCAAAAGCCAACAAAGUGACGGCUGGGUUAGAAUACUAUGAGAAUCACAUGACAUGAAAAACGUGUAUUCUAGGAGAAGGUACACUUUUGGUCUUGUAUUUCGAGCUGAAUAAUUAAUUUUUGGUUAUAAUGUUAUUGACGAAAGUGCUAAUAAAACUUGUUUGUGCAAAUAUAUGGAUGCACAUUAUUAUCGACUCCAAUGGAUCGUUUUGUUGUUGAAAAUCAAAGUGGGACAAAAACUUCGAAACUAAUCGAAUGGUUUCGUACAAAUUUAGAUCAAACCGUUGUCAACCAACCAAUAACUCCAACUUAUUGGGGAGAGGAAUUUGCACCGGCCUGCCAUACGUUGUGAUUAAAUGAUAAACUACUAAUGUUUGGAAUCACUAGCAUUCGAAACACAAAAUAUCUUAGUUAUCGUAGGCUCUGAUACCAUGUCAUGAUAUACAAUAUCAACGACUCGAAUUAUGGAGAUGUUGAAGAAUGAAUCUUAAUUCUAACAUGUUCGUCUCCCCUUCGUUCCAUAGAGCUCGAUAUCAAAUCCAUCCAGUCCCGGUUGAACUAUUGUCAAACCCUUAACUAGCAAUCAACCCCCUACUAAUCUCACUAAACAAUAGGUGACCACUAUUAAUUAAAUGAAUCAAUUCCUUUAGAUGUUACAAACUUGGUUUGAACGGCCAUGACCCCUAUGUUGAUAGUGAAGUUCUUCACUGAGGUUCAAUGCAUGCAUCUAUCUCUUUACAAGACUAUUCAAUCCAAGUCAAUAAUGACACACAAAUGGGAAUGUAACUCAAUGACGAAAAUGCGGCAAUAUGCCUCCGCAAAUCUGCCAAAAGACUGAUUAACAAAGUGUGAUUUAAAUA
Molecule: messenger RNA, 3629 nt
Organism: Linum trigynum
Lineage: Eukaryota; Viridiplantae; Streptophyta; Magnoliopsida; Malpighiales; Linaceae
Source: the annotation of a GenBank genome assembly